This is a messenger RNA of Hemiscyllium ocellatum (epaulette shark), 3114 nucleotides long. RefSeq names its product gastrula zinc finger protein XlCGF7.1-like. The coding region runs from base 299 to 1174 and encodes 291 amino acids. The record is from RefSeq and is a predicted model, not a curated record. The transcript is spliced from 2 exons. Lineage: Eukaryota; Metazoa; Chordata; Chondrichthyes; Orectolobiformes; Hemiscylliidae.
GGCGCGCGUGCGCGUUGAGGUGUUGUGCUCAGGGUGCACGUGACCGGAAGCAGAAAUGAUUGACCCUAUUGAUUUUCUUGGAAUUAAAAGAUCUGACUGAAUCUCUCAAUUCGACAGGACCCGACUAUCAUUCACCUCUGAUUGUCUGACUGCCACCUGAGGGGAAAGGAUUCCAAACAUCAGUUUGACUGGAAAAGCAACGACACGCGUGAGCUGGAGUAUCCCUGUGAACUGACAGCAGGAAGAGCUUUGUUGCAGUCCCACAGACAGCAGGGAGAAAGAUUCGCAGGAAGCUUUGAUGGAUCGUUCAACCUGCAGUGACACGCCACCCAUGGAUAAAUCAUGGAAAUGCACGGAUUGUGGGAAAGGAUUCAGAUUCCCAUCUAUGCUGGAAAGCCAUCGGCGUCGACACACUGGGGAAAGGCCAUUCACCUGCAAUGACUGUGGGAAGGGAUUCGCUCAUUUAUCCACCUUGCAAAAACAUCAGAGAACUCACACUGGGGAGAAACCAUUCACCUGCCAUCAAUGUAGGAAGAAAUUUGCUCAGCUAUCCACGUUACGUACGCACCAGAGAACUCACACGGGGGAGAAACCGUUCACCUGCUCUGAGUGUGAGAAAGGUUUUGCUUAUUUAUCCACAUUACAUGCACACCAGAGAACUCAUACUGGGGAGAAACCAUUCACCUGCUCUGAGUGUGAGGAGGGUUUCAGUCAUUUAUCCAGCUUGCAGAAACACCAAAGUACUCACACAAAGGAGAAACCAUUCACCUGCCCCGAGUGUGGUAAGCGAUUUACCCAAUUCUACAGUUUACGGAGACACCAAAGAACUCACACUAGGGAAAAAUUGUUCACUUGUCCCAAGUGUGGGAAGGGAUUCACUCAGUCAUCUGCCCUGAUGACGCACAAAAGAGUUCACACUGGGGAGAGACCUUUCCAAUGCCCAGACUGCAGGAAAUGUUAUAAAAGUUCUGGGGAAUUGAUGUCCCAUCAACUUGUUCACACUGACGAAAGACCGUUCAGGUGCUCUCACUGCGGGACUGGGUUCAAGCGAUCCUCUCACCUCACUGCACACCAGCGAAUUCACAGAGUGGAACCACUGUUUACCUGCUCCAAGUGUGGAAAAGGCUUCUCUCAGUCAUCCAAGCUCCUGAGGCACCGGCGAGUUCACAAGUGACUGUAGGAGUUGGACUUUGCUGUUUACUGCUUUUAUGAAUCACAUCAGGCCUGAAUAUGUGGAUAAUCCAAGGUGGGUAAGAAAUAGUGUCUCAGCUGCUCUCUUCCCUGGCUCAGUGCUCCCAGAAGUGGAACAGAAACUCCUUUACAGCUGGGUUUAGAAUCUGGAAGAGAAACCAGCUGUAAAGUCAGAGAUUGAGUUCAAACUGGGAUCUGUUACUUAACUGAAACUGAAACAGCAGGUUUAAGUUCUAAGUCUGAAAAUGACCAUUGGUCACAAUGGUCUGAGGAUUUUAAAAGUUCAUGUGAGAUUCCUGAUUCUCUUAAUGUAAGGCCAAGAACAAAAUCAACUUGCAUUUAUAGCGAACAUUUCACAUUGUCGUGUCCAUGGGUGUUUCACACAUGAUCAAAAGCUUGGUUGGAAAGUUUGAGUUUCAGAAUUAUCUUGGGGGGGUGGGGGAGAAAAAGAGAGGAAGGGAAGGAAUUACAGAACUUGGGGCCUUGGCAGGAUGGCCACUGAUUGUGGAAGGAUUUCAUUGCGGAACAGUAAAGGCUCAGAAUUAGAGAGGGACUGGAAGCUGCAAGGCCAGACAAGAUCCCAAGACAGUGACUGGCUCCCACAGAACUUCAAAACUCUAUGCAAUGGGUGCAUGCAGGUUGUUACCAUGGCAGUGCGGGUCAUGUCUGCUGCUUUAAACAGCAAAUGACAGAUACUGUCUCCAUGAGCUUAUAGUAUGUCAGUGAUUCCCCACCAAGCUUGUCUGCAGUGAGCUGGGAGUAAUGGUUUAGUGCUGCUGCAGGAGAGAGUUGAUGGAGAAAGGCGACACAGAAAUGGGAAUCCCACUCAAAGCGCUCCCAUUGCUCACCCUGUAAACACCAUUCCCCCCUCACCCCCCGCAUCCCUGAGGCAGUAGGCGACACAUUGCCUUCUACCUCACAAGUUCAGUUUGUAACUCUCACAGAUAGAAUUGGAACAGGCUUUUCAGGGACUCUCAAGGACUCUGAAACCCAGACAGAGAAACUCAAAACAUCUGAACAGGGAUUUGAGCAUCCCAGCACCAGGUUGAAGUGACAGGAAGACUCUGUGCUAGAAAAUGUAACUCACCAAGAGUUGUGCACAUGGGGGUUUGGAAAACUAUUAAGUUUUUUUUGUAUGGAUUGGAACCACUUCCAGCUCUUGUCCAUUCUCACUUCCUGAGACUUGCUCACUUUUCCUCUGGUUCCUUGUUGUAGGAUAAUUAGCUAUAAUUUAAUCAACCCGGUUGGACGUAUCACAACACACUUCUGGGGCAGUGGCCUGACAGAGGUAAAGGUGAAAUUCCAUGGCCAAGCCAGACCAUAGGACUGCUGUCUUAUCAAAGUUAAAGAUCACAUAACACCAACUUACAGUCCAACAGGUUUAUUUGGAAGUACAAGCUUUCGAAGCACUGCUCCUCCAUCAGGUAACGAGUGGGGCAGGAUCAUAGGACACAGAAUUUAUAGUAAAAGAUCAAAGUGUUAUACAACUGUAGAUAGAUAUGACUGGUGGUGGUUUAACCUGAGGGUCACCAUCCCUCAGGCAAGGGGAAGAAGUCGCAAAAGCAGUCCUUCAUGAUAACCUUAUUCCAUGUGGGAAAUGAAUCUAUGCUGUUGGCAUCACCCUGCAUUGCAAGUCAACUGAGUGCACUGACAGACCGUCAGAUGAUUAAGGGAGGUGAGCAUUGCUCGCAUGAACUGUGAUUGGGAACAGGGAGGUGGACCCUUUCGAGAAAAUGCCAUGCUGUGAAGAGGAACCCAAAUCUCUGAUUUCUCCUCUUUUGAAAUCUCAAAAUAUACUCUGAUUGGAACAUUAAAACCUGCAAGAUUUUAAUCUUGUUGCAAUCACUUCUCAUUGAUGAAACAGGAGGAUUCAACUGGUCCUCGCAUUUACAGUAUUAAAAAAUAAAGAUCUUACAAAAUGUU